GCUUGCCGACCGUAGCAUGCAGGGUUGGUUGGUUUUUUUUUUUUUUUUUUUUUUUUUUUUUUUUUUUUUUUUGUGCCCCGGUUGCAUUACAUUCCAGGAAGUAUCGAAGAGGUUGUUGCGAACUUAAAAAAAAAAAAGAAAGAAAAAAAGAAGUUGUGAAGAGCUAUAAUGGGUUCGGCGAUGUCAGCUUUCGCUGCAGCUCGCAAAGCUUCUGAUUCAGCAGACUCUGACGUGGCAGCUCCUCUUCUCAGCAAUGGCGUCGCUAACCCAGAUGACCACUACCCCUAUUGGAGGGUGAAUAGAUCACCUCCGUCAGAUCUGGAAGAUGGGGAAGGUAAUUUUGGACCUGACCCUCAGGAGGAGGAGGAGGAGGAGGAGGAGGAGGGUGAUUGGUUAGUUGGCGAUCGAUUUGUCGACGAAGCUUCGAGGCUUCUUCAUCUUACUCUCCCUGUCUUCCUGACGAAUGUACUUCUCUGUCUUCUUGCUCUCAUCUCCAUGGGGUUCGUCGGGCAUCUCGGCGCUGUCGAGCUUGCAAGCGCCGCCAUCGCCGUCACCAUGUUUAAUGUGAUUGGCAGGGCGGUGGUGAUUGGUUUAGCCGGCGGGCUGGAGACCAUCUGCGGGCAGGCGUACGGCGCGGGGCAGUACACACAGCUGGGCGACGCCUUGCAGCGCGGGAUCGCGAUUCUCAGUCUGGUCGCCGUCCCGUUGGCCGCGAUCCUACUGUUCCUGGAGCGGAUCCUGCUGUUCUUCCGUCAAGAUCCCGACCUGGCGGCGCACGCCCAGGUUUAUAGCAGGUGGUUGAUUCCUGGUCUCUUCGCCCAGGCCUGGUCUACGCCGAUGGAGAAGUACCUUCAGUCUCAGGGUGAGGUGGUGGCACUCAUGGUCGCAGCCGGCUUCACUCUCUUCCUUCACGUGCCAGGGAACUGGCUGCUGAUGCGCACUCUGAAGCUGGGAUUCGUGGGACCCGCCAUAGCCACCUCCUUGUCCAUGUUCUGCUACCCCUUGUUCAUAUUCGCCUACAUUCUUUGGUCCGGUAUCCACAAGAAAUCCUGGACCGGCUGGUCGCUGCGCACCUGUCUCCGCCGCUGGGGGCCGUUCUUCCGCCUGUCUCUCCCCGCGUGCGUCAUGGUGUGCUUGGAGUGGUGGUGCUUCGAGUUCACCGUGCUCCUGGCGGGUCUUCUCCCCGAUCCCGACGUCCAGGUCGCGGCGCUAGUCAUCGUCAUCAACGUCGGAUAUCUCUGCUACAUGUUCCCGAUGGGUUUGUCCUCGGCGGUGACGAUCCGCGUCAGCAACGAGCUGGGCGCGGGCAACCCCGCGCGAGCGAAGCUGGUCGCGAAGACGGUCGUGUUCAUUGCGCUUUCGACCGCCCUCUGUCUCGCUGCGCUUCUCCUCGCCUUGCGGAACGUCCUGCCCGCGCUGUUCACCGGCGACGACGCGGACGAGCUGCGCGUGCGACAGCUGGCGUCGCGCUUGAUUCCGCUCCUAGCCCUUCUGCAGGUGACCGACUUCUGUCAGGCGACCUUGGGCGGCGUGGUGAGGGGAUCCGGACGCCAAGUAGUCGGCGCGGUCGUCAAUUUCGGGGCAUUCUACCUGGUCGCCAUCCCGGUCGGCGCUCUGCUCAGUUUCAAUUUCGGCUGGGGUGCGGUCGGGAUCUGGGCGGGGCAAGACGUCGGCUCGCUCGCGCAGCUGAUCUGCCUCGUCGUCUUCGUCGUCACAUUAGACUGGCAGGGCGAAGCGCGCCGAGCCAAGGACCUGGUCACACAGGGGGGUAAGGACGAGGAGGCGACGGCGGUCCUCGUUGCCAAGCCGUCGUUGGGCGUAGAACAGUAGUUGAAGAACGGGUUUUAAUUUCCUUUCUAUUGCUCCUUCGACCGC
Chara braunii is the source of this 1875-nucleotide messenger RNA. NCBI's taxonomy places the organism in Eukaryota, Viridiplantae, Streptophyta, Charophyceae, Charales, Characeae. The record is from the annotation of a GenBank genome assembly.